Molecule: messenger RNA, 4885 nt
Organism: Belonocnema kinseyi
Lineage: Eukaryota; Metazoa; Arthropoda; Insecta; Hymenoptera; Cynipidae
Gene: Rcd1
Product: KAT8 regulatory NSL complex subunit 3
Exons: 9
Coding region: 338-3670 (1110 amino acids)
Biological process (GO): positive regulation of transcription by RNA polymerase II
Cellular component (GO): NSL complex
Source: RefSeq, a predicted model, not a curated record
AUUUAUGUCGCAGUUUAUGCAACACAUUUAUCUCAGUGUCUCAAAAUUAGUUUAUUUUUACGUAUAAAAUGUUGGCUUGUGGUCGAUCAAAAACUAUAUUUUAAAAUAUUUUGGGAAAGUGAUGUGUUUUGUUCCUAAAUUUGCAAAAAAAUAUGAAAUGUAAAUAUUAAGAUUGAAAGGCGUUGCUCGUAGUGCGUUUACUUUGAAAUGAAACAAGCAACGUCCUGUUACACAGGGUUACACAACAUUGUAAGGAUCCUAGUCAAAGUGCAUUUGGAUAAUAAAAAUCGCAGGUCGAGGUUGAACAGUUCCAGUCAGAAGCAACUAUAAUUAACAAAUGGCAGAGGUUGCUAAGACGAGUUCUGGAAGGGACAAUCUGAUGAAGAUGUUGCUGACAUCAGGUGCAACUGCACCUCCAGCAGCAAGUCCAACAUUACCCAGUCCUACUGGAGAUACGUUCGAUGAUAACCCAAACAGAUUUACAACAUAUUUGCAUCAGCUUGCUGGCUGUUAUGAAAUCGAAGUCGAUGUCAUCGUCAGGGAUCAUUGUUACGCCCGACCUUGGAAUUGGAAACCGGAAAAUGUCUACGUAAAACCCAUCAAGAAGAUUUUCUUCGGGAAAAAUUCUUCAUCGGAUAAGCUAAAAUCUGAAGAAAACGUCAACGUCGAGAAUUAUAACGACGGUCAUUCUUCUCCACCUUACGAUUUAGGAAGAACUCGUCAACUUAUGGACGAGCUUCAAAGACUAGCGAAUUUCGUAAGGCCUGAUGAGGACAGCGAGUGGGAAGAAAAGAUAGACAAGACCUAUUGGACUCCAGUCCAAAUUCGUAUAUUUGCAAAAGUGGUUAGGAUUUUAACUGCCGAGAGGCUAGCAAGACUGGCAAAAGCGGGCCACGUAAUGGAACCCGUUUUUCGAAGAACGACAAUUGACACCGCUGCCAAAAGGUUCAGAGAAACUUUGGCAUCUAUUGGUUGGGAUGUUAGGAUUACCCAAUGGAUUCAUAGUUUGAUGUUUGAUUAUCUUCCACAAGAGUACCUAGUGAUUUACCUCGAUAUCCUCCAGACUUUAAGACUGAAAAUUCCACAGCUUAUUGACAAAAUGAUAGCUGUUCAGACAAAUAUUAACGGAAAAGGCGGACCAGUGACUUGGGAGACUCUAGGAUCUUUAUUGAAACGAUCUUGGGACCCAGUGAUCCAGACUUUAAAUUCUAAUAAACCUAAAAAGUUACCAGGGAACCCGAUUUUGGUGAUAGCGCCUUCGGGAAUCGGAACCAGUGCUUCUCCUCGACAACACAAGUGGGUUUCACAGCUCGGGGCAUUAGGUAUGGUUGUCACCGUCUAUGUGCCUUUAGGACUGACAUCGACAAAAAUGACGAUGAUGGCCUGCGUCGACCAAUUGGUGCAAGCGACAAGAACAAAAAUACAAGAAGUUAGGUCUGAUUGUCCUGGAAGGCCGAUAAUUCUUCUGGGAUAUAACACUGGAGCUGCUUUAGCUUGUCAGGUCGCGCAGAUGGAGCAUGUGACAGCAGUUAUUUGUCUAGGGUUUCCCUUCAAUACUGUGGAGGGCAAAAGAGGAUCGCCGGAUGACACACUCAUGGAUAUUCGAUGUCCCGUGAUGUUCGUGAUUGGACAGAACUCGACACUCGUGAGACCCGACGACUUGGAAGACCUUCGAGAGAAAAUGUUGGUCGAAACGAGCCUCGUUGUUGUGGGAACUGCAGACGAUCAUCUGCGAAUUUCCACCGCUAAGAAACUUUCGGAAGGCAUCACGCAGAGCAUGGUAGAUAGAUGUAUCUUGGACGAGAUUGGCGACUUUGUCGGCAGCAUUCUUCUGCAGCCACAUCCCUUACCCUUGAGGCCAGUCACGCUACCGAAUCUGGAUGCGCGUAUCAAGAAGGAAUGUCGAAAGAGGCGGAAUUCGACGAGCAGUUCGGUGGAAAGCGAGCCGAAUUCGCCAAACGUUAAGAAAUCGAGACCAGGUACACCAGUUAUGAGCGCUGCUUCGAUUGGUCAAAGUGUACCUUCCACUUCUGUGUCGCGUGCAGGAACCUUGACGACAAAUAUGAUCAUGAGUGGAAGCAGUGCGAAUCUGACGCCGGGACCGAAGCGGAAACCUCGAGUGGUCAACAGUCAGAAGAUGAACUUCUCGGAAACUGUUAUCUCCCCUAGACUCAUGGCUCAACAGAGCGUGAAUAGCGGAAACGGUGGGAUAACGUUGAACAUUGGUUCUCUGGCAAGCUUGGCUCCUGUCGGUCCAAUACGAUUCAGUCCUGCCAGUGCGGGUCAGAGUUCGCCAGGCACAACAAAGACGAAUAUACCGAAAUCUCCUGCUGCUUUUCAGAAAGCUCCAAGAAUGAUCCACAUGGGGAAUCCGAAUGUGGGGAAGAUGAAGAAUAUUCCAGUGGCAGGAGGAAGCCAGAUCAAACCUAACGCUUCUCCAACUCAAGCGACACACAUGAAGUCUCCUUCCAGUACAAGUGGAACUUUAACAGCUCUUCUACAAAGUGGCAAGCAUGCACUCAGUGGAAUAGGAAGAGCAAUUACAUCUAGUGUUCUAUUAACGCCCAGCGUCACCGUAACACCAACAACAUCCGCCACACCACUGACACCUUCAAAAGUGGCGGACAUCUCGGGACCAGCAAAGAUGAACGAUCAUCUGCCAACGAGUCCCACAACAUCAAAAGACAUGUCCUUUCAUCAAUCAGUAAAUCACCAACCAAUUUCUCAUCACAUGAGCCAGUCCAGUAAAAUCUACUCCUCCAAGAGCAACAACCUAGCCAUGCUGGACAAUUCUCGAAACUCGCGAAACUCGUCAAACUCUUAUCAGAAUUCGGUGACCAUCCUGCCUUUUUCCAGCAGGAUAAAGCCUUCCGAAAAGCCAGUGAAGAUAAUCCCGAAGAUAACCGUCAAUAAUUUUCCAAGAGCUCAGCGGCCAAGACGACAGUCCCCAGCCAAAAAUUACAUAAACGACGAGCUGGGAAACAUUUUGGACAUUCCGAUAAUAUUUGCCAAAGAUGGUGAAAGUAUAAACUCAAUUGAAAAAGCGCCUCCUUUGCCACAAGUUCCUGAAAAUCCUCUCCCUCAAAGAAAUCCGAAAUUGGGACCUACGAAGGUCGUUUUGAUCAGUAACAAACAGGACAAGUGCCAACCUCCUGGGAAAUUUAUCAAUCCUCCGAGACAGGCGAUUUUGCGUCCAAGUCUUCCCAAUCAGAAUAUGAAUCACGUUCUCCUACAUCCAAGAUCUCAAAAUCCAAUCAUAACAAGUCGACCUAAUAUUUCGAUGCAAAAUUCCAUUCGCGGGACCCAGCCUACAAUUAAAUAUACCAAAAUUAUUCUAGCCAAGAGAAAUUCUUUGCCAAGCACUAGUCACAAAGAUAAAGGCGAACCGGUGAUUUUGACGAAAAAUAAUCAGAAAGCUCCUGUUCCAAGAAUAUUCAGUGCGGAUAAAAGCGAGCAUCGAUACGCGCAAAUCGUGCCGAAAAUGUUGGAGAGUUACGAGGAGGAACUGCUCGAAAUUGAAGAGGCUAUUAAGGCCAAUAUUAUUGAGAGAAAAGUUACUGAUUUACCGAAAGUUGAUAUCUUGUCUACAAAGGAGAGGCUGAAUGAAAAUAGAAUUCAGCAAGAAGAGAGUCAAGGUGAUUUUUAUUAUUCGGAAUUGCAUCACAUCUGAUAGAGAAGAAGUGACAAGUAUUAUUUCUCAUUGGAACAUUUUUCUAGAGAUUUUGGAUGACUCGAGAUGAGCUUUGAAAAUUGUCAAACAAUCCAAAUUUAAUUUAAACCAUUGUUUUUCAUCCAUUACAAAAAUGUUAUCUCUAACGUAUUAUUUAAUCAAUUUAAAAAAGACACUGUGGUAAAAAAAUGAAAUUGUAGCAGGACUACUGUAAAAAGGCCAUAUGCGUAAGACUGAAAUUGUUAGGAUCAUUAGAUUUUGGUCUAGUGUUUUUUUUGUGUUUGAGAGUAAAGUUAGAAGAUUGAAAAAUUGAUUUUUGCAUCGAGAGAAAAACCUAUGUAUUUUUUUAAUUUAGGCAAGAUGUGUUUGUACAAAUACGUCAUAGUACUGUGUUCAAUUUAUUUAGUUGAAAUUUUUUGUUGUGUUGCAUUUAAUUUAUAAGCGUAGAGCGUAAGAAAACUCGUGAGGCAGUUUGUCAAAAAGUUAAUAUUUAAAAAGCUUCACAAUUUUAAAAAGUCUGUAAAUAUUAUAGUCAUACGAUUUUUGGUGACAACAUGUAAAAGCUCUCUUCCCUCUUCCAAAGGCGUUUUAUUUUUUAAAUAAAAAAUUAAUUUUAAACUAAUCUUUAAGAAGUAUUUACAAUUUAGGAAGAUUUGCCAUUCUUCCAUAGAGAUUUUUCCAACUUUUACGUCACAGCCUUUAUAAAACUCAGGUUUCUAUUUCAAAGUUGUCACGAAAGUGUAAAGUUAAGUCAAAACCGUUAUUAUUAGAGACUGAAUUUAUAUCUACAUAUUAUAAAUCAGUUGAUGUAAAGGUGAAUAAGUUAUUUAUACCAAUAUACGUUAUAGCAAUUUAAAUAAAAUCAGGGAACUGUAAAUGAAAACUGAACAUGUAAAAAUACAAUAUCAAAGUUGUAUAUUUUUCAACUGUUUAUAAGCACUCCUUAUAAAUUUAGGUAAUCAGUAUAUUAUCAGGUUCAAUAUCAAAUUACACCUAUUUUUUAACAGUGAAAUUUCAAUCAAAUUUCUGAACGAAACUAGUUUUAAUUUAUGUACGUAUAUCUACUGAUGCAUUGAUUUUUAUUAUUCUUUGGUUUUGCUAAUGCUCAAUAUCUGCGAAUAUACACUAUGUAUUGAAUCACAGCCUUGUAAUAAUGUAAUUUACAUGUCAGUCUCAGUGUAGAAGUAAUAAAAAUAAAUUAUUAUUUCCAUGAUG